Anopheles coustani is the source of this 724-nucleotide messenger RNA. Its product is annotated as acyl-coenzyme A thioesterase 13-like. The record is from RefSeq and is a predicted model, not a curated record. The transcript has 2 exons. Bases 147 to 578 code for a protein of 143 amino acids. Lineage: Eukaryota; Metazoa; Arthropoda; Insecta; Diptera; Culicidae. Gene Ontology annotation, molecular function: fatty acyl-CoA hydrolase activity.
GGUAGUGAACAAUCGAAGCAGCCGACAAGAGGUUUUGGCGGUGGAUUUCCUUACUGUUUCAUACGUAUUCCUUACUCGAGGUUCCGAAGUCACUACCGGUAGUCCUUUAAAGAUCAGUGUUUUGUGCAAUCAAACGAAUUUCGACGAUGAGUGGAAAGAAAGGGAUCGAUUUACUGCGAACCAUCGCCAGCGUCAUGACCAAAACAAACGGCUACGAUCGAUGUCUGCAGCAGCUGGUUAUGGUCAGCGGUGGGGACGGUCGCUGUUUGGCCGAGUUCAAGGUACAGGAAGAGCACCUCAACCGGGCCGGAGGAUUGCACGGUGGGUUCACGGCCACAAUUGUGGACGUGGUGACUACGUAUGCCUUGAUGACGAAGGAAAACGCCGUCCCCGGUGUGUCGGUUGACAUCCACGUGAGCUACCUAAAGGGCGCACGCCAAGGUGACGAGGUUGUCAUCGAUGCAAACACCGUACGGGCGGGCAGGAAUUUAGCUUUUCUCGAAUGUGAAUUGCGGCACAAGAAGGAUAAUUCCAUCAUUGCCAAAGCCUCGCAUACCAAAUAUAUAGGUAGUAGUUAAACGGCAUAUAAUGCUAGAAAUUUUAUCUAGAAAUGUAGGUGUUGGGGAGGCGGUGUAACUUGUUUUAGUCUUCGUUUUACAUUCAAAGGCUCUUUCGGAUAGGGUUGGAAUUGAAAUACAAUCGCAAUAAACAAACUUGCUCGACA